Molecule: messenger RNA, 519 nt
Organism: Ilyonectria robusta
Lineage: Eukaryota; Fungi; Ascomycota; Sordariomycetes; Hypocreales; Nectriaceae
Product: sphingolipid C9-methyltransferase
Exons: 2
Coding region: 1-519 (172 amino acids)
Biological process (GO): cellular response to biotic stimulus
Source: RefSeq, a predicted model, not a curated record
AUGAAUAGACCGGAGUAUGUGUCCGAGCACGUCGGUAUCCGCCGUUUUUCAUCCUUCCUGACUCGAAUGCACAACUUGCUGGACGAUGACGGUGUCUUCUUUCUUCAGUACUCGGGUCUGCGCAAGUCGUGGCAGUAUGAGGAUCUCAUCUGGGGCCUAUUCAUGAACAAGUAUAUCUUCCCUGGAGCAGACGCAUCGGUGCCACUGAGCUGGAUUAUUGAUAAAGCCGAAGCUGCCGGCUUUGAUGUCAAGCAGAUAGAUACUGUCGGUGUUCACUACUCCGCAACUGGCUUGGCAACCAUUUGGACCUACUUUCUCGCUUACGGGAGGAUCGCUUCCCGCCAAGGCACCGCCACUUGCUUCCAGAUCACUCUCGUCAAGAACAUCAACUCGACUCACCGAAUCGACGGUGUUCCCACCCAGUUUGCUCUCUCGGGGGCUCUGGACAACAGCAAGGCGGAUAUCAAGGCUUGGGCUGCCAAGAACAACGUGUCUUCGCCCUCGGAGUACCUUUCCUAA